This is a messenger RNA of Populus trichocarpa (black cottonwood), 1571 nucleotides long. Its product is annotated as phosphatidylglycerophosphate phosphatase 1, chloroplastic/mitochondrial. Gene Ontology annotation, molecular function: phosphatidylglycerophosphatase activity. The coding region runs from base 388 to 1065 and encodes 225 amino acids. The record is from RefSeq and is a predicted model, not a curated record. Lineage: Eukaryota; Viridiplantae; Streptophyta; Magnoliopsida; Malpighiales; Salicaceae. The transcript is spliced from 6 exons.
AAAACACAAAAACCAACCACUAGAUUGGAACCAGCAAUGUUACUGGUACUCCUCCCUUACCCAACUGUUCUGUUCCUGUACCUCUUAACUUCCAUGCCGAUCGUUCCCAUCUCAGAAUCGUAGAGCCACCUGCUUUUCCUCUUCACAUCAACAAACCCACUCCAAAAAUAUCUGUUGCCUCACUCUCCACCCUACAAGCAAUUGUAAAAGCAACAACAAAGAGCAAAAAGAUUCCCAAACUAACGAUAAUAAAAGCUACCCUGAACCUGAUCAGAACCUGUCAUUUGUUGACCUAUUUCACUAUUCCAAAUCCCAGAAACCAAAAACCAAGAAAUUGGAGAAAUAGGAGACACUCAAACAGGGAAUCAUAGAAGACUUUUAUCAAACAUGUGGUGGAAAGACUUGAGAGCUACUUUCAGCCAAAGAAUCAACGUUGAAGGAAUUGGUUCGUCGGCUUCCGUGCUUGUUAAGGACCAGCAUAUGGCUCUGCCUCAUGUUUUAGUGCCUGAUAUAAGGUACAUUGAUUGGGGAGAGUUGCAAAGGAGAGGCUUUAAAGGUGUGGUGUUUGAUAAGGAUAAUACUAUCACCGUGCCUUACUCUUUGACAAUUUGGGACCCUCUUGAUGCGUCCAUUGAGAGGUGUAAAUCUGUUUUUGGGAAUGAUAUCGCUGUGUUCAGUAACUCUGCUGGUCUCUUCGAGUACGAUCAUGACGAUUCAAAAGCCAGGGCACUUGAGAAGGCAAUUGGAAUUAAAGUAAUAAGGCACAGGGUAAAGAAACCUGCUGGAACAGCUGAAGAAAUUGAAAAGCACUUUGGCUGCAAAUCCUCACAGCUUGUAAUGGUGGGUGAUCGGCCCUUCACAGACAUUGUUUAUGGAAACCAAAAUGGCUUUUUGACGGUAUUAACGAAGCCACUGAGUCUUGUGGAGGAACCAUUCAUUGUUAGGCAGGUGCGGAAACUAGAAAUGUCUCUUAUGAACUAUUGGCUUAAAAGAGGAAUGAAGCCAAUCAGUCAUAAUCUACUACCAGAUGCCAUGGAAUGUGUAAAAGAUCCGCCACCUUUGUAGGAAAACUUUGGUGCAAAAUCUUGUAACUACCAAUGAUUCUCAGAAACUUUAAUGGGCAUUCCAUGGGAAGGGAAUGGGAGAGGAUCCAUGGUGAUUUGCUCAUCAGGGCAGAGUAAGGACCAAUUGUAAAGAGUUACAACAUAGUGGAUGAAGAUGAGGAUAUUCAACUUUGCCAGUUGGUUUCCUGCGCAAAGUCUUCGUCCUCCUCCAAAGGGAAGGUAAAGCAUAUGGUGGAAUUGGCUUCUCAAAUCUGCUUGGAUUGAAAGUUAGAGGAUCCUUGAAAUACUCUUCGUUUUAGUGGGUGCAGUAUGUUGUCCACAGAACCUGCAGAAGACAAGAUGAAAUUAGAUCUAUGAUGAAUUAUUUGUUAAGAUAUUUGAAGGCUAAUUUCCGGUAAACAUGCAUUUUUCUGUUGCCGCAUGUUUUCUCCAAUAUCUAGAAUGCUUGUAAUCAAGCCACCCUUGAACUGUGUUAUAUAAGGGUUCUUUUUUUGUUUUUUUGAGAAA